Trichoderma aggressivum f. europaeum is the source of this 2865-nucleotide messenger RNA. RefSeq lists its product as uncharacterized. Gene Ontology annotation, biological process: alanyl-tRNA aminoacylation. Lineage: Eukaryota; Fungi; Ascomycota; Sordariomycetes; Hypocreales; Hypocreaceae. Gene Ontology annotation, molecular function: aminoacyl-tRNA deacylase activity; alanine-tRNA ligase activity; ATP binding. The transcript is spliced from 3 exons. Bases 1 to 2865 code for a protein of 954 amino acids. The record is from RefSeq and is a predicted model, not a curated record. Gene Ontology annotation, cellular component: cytoplasm; mitochondrion.
AUGGCGGGCAACUGGCCCGAGGCGCAGGUGCGCAAGACCUUUUUCGACUUUUUCGAGCAGAGGGGGCACACGCUGGUACCCUCCGGCUCCGUCGUCCCUCAUAAUGACCCGACCCUACUCUUCACCAAUGCGGGUAUGAACCAGUUCAAGCCCAUCUUCCUCGGCACCGUCAACAAGUCCGACCCCAUGAGCAACCUCAAGCGCGCCGUCGACACCCAAAAGGUCAUCCGCGCUGGUGGCAAACACAACGAUCUCGACGAUGUCGGCAAGGACAGCUACCACCACACCUUUUUCGAGAUGCUUGGCAACUGGUCAUUCGGCGACUACUUCAAGAAGGAUGCUAUUGAGAUGGCGUGGGAGCUCUUGACCAAGGUCUACGGCCUUGAUCCUACACGCCUCUACGUCACAUACUUUGAAGGCAACCCGGCUCUCAGCCUCGAGCCCGAUCUGGAGGCCAAGGACUUUUGGCUCAAGACUGGUGUGCCUGAGGAUCACAUCAUUCCUGGAAACAUGAAGGACAACUUCUGGGAGAUGGGUGACCAGGGUCCCUGCGGUCCUUGUUCCGAGGUCCACUACGACAAGAUCGGAGGACGCAACGCCGCCAGCCUCGUCAAUAUGGACGACCCCAUGGUUGUCGAGAUCUGGAACCUCGUUUUCAUGCAGUUCGACCGACAAAAGGACGGCAGCCUCAAGCCCCUGCCUGCCAAGCACAUCGACACCGGCAUGGGCUUCGAGCGUUUGGUCUCUGCCCUCCAGGAUACCGCCUCCAACUACGCCACCGAUGUCUUUACUCCCCUGUUCAAGAAGAUUGAGGAGGUCACUGCCGCGAGACCCUACACCGACAAGUACGGCCAGGACGAUGUCGAUGGCAUUGAUACCGCCUACCGAGUUGUCGCAGACCACAUCCGAACCAUGUCGUUCGCCAUCACGGACGGUGCCGUGCCCAACAACGACGGCCGCGGCUAUGUCAUUCGACGAAUCCUCCGACGUGGUGUCCGAUAUGCCCGCAAGUACCUGAAUGCCGAGAUUGGCUCAUUCUUCUCCAAGAUUCUGCCUGCCCUGGUUGAACAGAUGGGAGAGCAGUUCCCCGACCUCGCCAAGAAGCAGGGAGACAUCAAGGAGAUCCUCGACGAGGAGGAGGAGGCCUUCUCCCGAACUCUGGACCGUGGUGAGGCCCAGUUUGAGAGAUAUGCCGCCAAGGCCGCCAAGGACGGCGUCAAGAAGCUGGAUGGAGAUGUCGUCUGGAGACUCUACGACACCUUUGGCUUCCCUGUCGACUUGACCAAGCUGAUGGCUGAGGAGCGAAGUCUGGACAUUGAUGAGGACGAAGUUGCCGUUGCCCGUGAAAAGGCUAGAGAGGCUAGCAAAGCUGUCAAGGAUUCAGUACAGACAUUUGCCAAGCUUGAUGUUCACAAGAUUGCCGAGCUCGACUCAGAGCUCAAGGUCGCAAGGACAAACGACGACGCCAAGUAUCUCAGGGGCGACAGCAAGGGCAGGGUUCAGUACAUCUUUGAUGGCCAGGCUUUCGUCAAGUCGACCAAGGAUAUCCCCGCCAACACCGCCAUUGGCGUCUUGCUCGACAAGACCAACUUUUACGCAGAGUCCGGUGGUCAGAUUGCCGACACCGGCCGCAUCGUCAUUGAUGAUGUCGUCGAGUUCAAGGUCAUGGAUGUCCAAGACUUUGGUGGAUACGUCCUCCACAGCGGCUACAUUGAGUACGGAGUGCUUUCUGCCGACGAUGAAGUCAUUUGCGAGUACGAUGAGCUUCGCCGCUCGCCUAUCCGCAACAACCACACCGGCACACAUAUUCUCAACCACUCCCUGAGAGAGGUGCUCGGUGAAGACGUCAACCAGAAGGGUUCCCUGGUGGACAAUGACAAGCUGCGUUUUGACUUUUCACACAAGACUCAGGUCAAGCUCGACGAGCUGAAGAAGAUUGAGGAGCUCUCCAACAAGUACAUCCGCGCCAACUCCAAGAUUUUCUCCAAGGAGGUGGAUCUCGACCUUGCGCUCAAGAUUGAGGGCCUUCGUGCCGUCUUUGGCGAGACUUACCCCAACCCCGUGCGAGUGGUUUCCAUCGGCAAGGAUGUCGAUACCCUGAUUGCGGACCCCAAGAAUGCCGAAUGGAGAAAAUACAGUGUUGAGUUCUGCGGUGGCACCCACGUCGACCAGACCGGCUUGAUCAAGGACCUCAUCAUUGUCGAGGAGAGCGGCAUCGCAAAGGGUAUUCGUCGUAUCAUCGCAUACACCGGCGAGGCCGCCCACCAAGUCCAGCGCGAGGCCAAGCUGUUUGAGCAGAAGCUGGUUGACCUUGAAGCCCUCCCCUUUGGCCCCGAGAAGGAGGCCCAGGUCAAGGCCGUCUCACAGGACCUUAGCCAGCUGGUCAUCUCAACACUCACCAAGGACGAGUUCAACCAGCGUUUCCAGAAGACUGCCAACGCUGUCGUUGCCGAGCAGAAGAAGAAGCAAAAGGCCGAGUCCAAGACGGCCGUCGACACCGUUGCCAAGCACUUUGAGGCUAACAAGGAGAGCCAAUGGUUCGUGGGCCGACUCCCCAUCAGCGCCAACGCCAAGGCCGUGGGCGAGGUCAUCAAGCACUAUCAGUCCAAGGACAAGACAAAGUCCGUCUACUUGUUUGUCGGCAGCCCAGAGGAGGGCGCUGUUGCCCACGGAGUUUACGUCGGAACUCAUUUGUCCUCACAAGGUGUUACUGCUGAGCACUGGGCUGCCUCCGUGUCCGAUGUCAUUGGUGGUCGCUCGGGUGGCAAGGAGCCGUCCCGCCAGGGCCAAGGAACUCAGCCGGAGAAGAUUGACGACGCUGUCGAGACUGCUCGGAAAUGGCUGAGCGAGAAGCUGAAACUGUAA